AUGAUGAUGCACACUCCGCUGUACGUGCGUUACGUGAUUGUCGCCGGUGCCAUCGUUCUGCCGGCGAACGCCCUGCGCUUAGCCUCCAACAGAAGUGAUGCCCAUUCCCUGGUCCACAAUUUCUCCGGUGUCCUCACCCAGGAGAGCGUCAACCGCCACGCCUCCAAAGGGCUGUUCCUAGCCGGAGGGCGUGCCCCAGGCUGCUGCCCCGAGAGCCUGCGAGCGGCGGCCGCCCCCGCGGGGGCGCUCUGGCCCGCUGGCCGCGGCGGGCCUGUGCCGAACUCCUCCGGGCCCGCGCCGCGCUGGUUCGCGAGGAUCGCCCCGGGGGAGGCCCCGUUCGGGUCCCUCGUGGUGUUCGCUGUGAUGCUUGUCCUGGCGACAGCCGUGCUGAUCGUGUCCAUGUGUCUGAUGAUGCGCAGUCCCCCGCGAGAGGUCCCAGCAUGCUCGGCGCAGCCGCCCUUCAGGCCCGAAGCCCUGCAGUCGCUCGGCACGACCUCGGAGCAGGAUUCACAGUCGGAGCGCGCGGGAUUGGCGAGCAGCAGACGGAUGACCCCGAGGGGCGCCAUGACCCAGAGUGACGCCGACGACUGCCGGUCCGAUGCGCCAACCGAAAUCGACAACGUGUCUCAGUCUCCGCUGGAGCUGACGCCGCUCUGUCCGCAGCUGAAGGUGCCGGACACGUCCAAGCUGCGGGUCGUGCUGCCCAAGCGGGCCUGCCGCAAGAGGCAGGACGCCGUGCUGCACGUCUGCAGCGCCCCCCAGCUCGGCGGCAGGCCCCUGCUGCGGGCCCGGCUGGCCGAGUGCGAGCCGACGGCGCGCGAGGCCUGCGGCAUCUACCUCGAGGCCCUCAGCGGGGACAGGUGGCACGCCUUCCUGGCGACCGGGGACCUGUGGGCGGAGCCCGCGGGGGCCACGCCGCCGAAGCUCUUCAUCCUGAGGCCCGACGGGCGCCAGUUCGCGACCGUGGAGAAGAGGCCAGGGGGCGACUACGCCAUCCUGUGCAAGCUGGGCGUGCUGGCGACGUUCUCGCGGGACCUCGCGGCCCACCAGACGAGGGUGUUCAGCAGCCAGGGGUGGCUGAUGGCCCAGACCGAGCAGGGCGGCGAGGGCAGCCACGAGGUCACCGCGUUCCCGGGCAGCGACGCUGGGCUCGUGAUCCUCGGCCUGCUCGCGAUCGACAAGUGCGAGGAGCACCCCUCUCGGGACGCCGCGGACUGA
Prorocentrum cordatum is the source of this 1218-nucleotide messenger RNA. The record is from the annotation of a GenBank genome assembly. NCBI's taxonomy places the organism in Eukaryota, Dinophyceae, Prorocentrales, Prorocentraceae.